This is a messenger RNA of Phanerochaete carnosa HHB-10118-sp, 1382 nucleotides long. RefSeq lists its product as uncharacterized. The record is from RefSeq and is a predicted model, not a curated record. The coding region runs from base 30 to 1175 and encodes 381 amino acids. The transcript has 2 exons. NCBI's taxonomy places the organism in Eukaryota, Fungi, Basidiomycota, Agaricomycetes, Polyporales, Phanerochaetaceae.
CCACUCUUCCUGCAGAGAUAACCUCAGCCAUGGGUGGGAACGCGUUUAGGACACUGCUCCCUGAUGCCAUAUUUCCCCGCAUGGAUCCCGGCCUGUACGCUGAACUGAAGGAGCUUCUGACCUCCCGUCUCCAGACCGUGUAUGCACUGGUCGCAGUCCCUCACGAAGCUCCAGACAAGAAGGAUUUCGGAGACCUUGAUUUCGUCGUCUGCCAGCCCUUUGACGGCCUGGUCCGGGAGGAAAAGCUGCGAACUGCCCUCGGCGCUCAGCACAUCAUCACCCACGGCAGCACGAGCAACUUGGCAAUUCCUAUGCAAGACAAGAAUAGCUAUUGCCAAGCGGACAUUCAAGUCUGUGAUGACAGCGAUGACUGGCAACGCACUGCCUUUUUCCUGUCGUACGGCGACCUGGGCAUGAUUCUGGGCCUUCUGGCCCGCCCUGCCGGCUUGUCGUUAGGCAGACAUGGCCUGAAGCUUGCGGACCCUUUGCCGACGUCGCCGCCGGUGUCCCUUCACCUCUCCUCGUCGAUGUCGCACAUAUUGGACUUCUUCACGCUACCCAUGGACCGCUGGCAGCAAGGCUUUUCGUCUGAAAUGAACAUAUUUGUUUGGCUAUCUUCGUCGCGUUUAUUCAACACUGCAACGUUGCUCCGUUGUGAAGCCGUCAACACGUCCAGAGUGAAGGCUAGGGAUGCUCGUCCCAUGUACCAGAGAUUCUUAGAAUUCGUACGACGCCGAGAAACGUCACGCGAGCUGCCUUCCUCCACCUCACUCGCCUCAGAGGCAAUCGAUUUCUUCGGACAGAGAAAUCUUUUCGAUGUCCUUCUGCACAUUGCUAUCGUCAAGAAGCAUAUUCGUGACGUCUUUACGGGCACCCUCAUACAGGACUGGACUGGUAUCAGAGGCAUGCCCGUUCGCUUUAUCAAGGACGAGACAAAAGAGAGGCUUGGCGGCGAAGACAAGCUGAGCAUCGUUGUGGGCAUUCCCCUAGACUCUCUGCAGUCAGAUGAUAUUCCUCCCGAGCAUUUGACGCUGAGAGCCUGGGAAUAUGCCAUGGCGAGAAUGUCGGCGGACGGAGUGAAAACAAUGGUGAUGGAGGUUAAGGAGGAGCUGGAUGCGGCAGGGAGACUACAGUACGAUUGGAAAGCGGCGAAACAAAAGAAAGUAGAGCGGUAAAUGCUUCAAGGGGAACGUUCCUCUGGUACUGGGAUGUAAUUUGUAGACUGCGCUGACAACAUAUACCUUGGGAUUUGGAGAAACUGAUAUAAGGUGAACAUAUUCUUGUCUUUAUGGGUGACCCGGCUCAGUGCUCUCGCUAGGCUGUGACUCUUAACAAAUGGCAACCGGUCCUUGACUAGACAAACUUGGACCGUAAGCUGGCAU